Molecule: messenger RNA, 818 nt
Organism: Chrysochloris asiatica (Cape golden mole)
Lineage: Eukaryota; Metazoa; Chordata; Mammalia; Afrosoricida; Chrysochloridae
Gene: PSME2
Product: proteasome (prosome, macropain) activator subunit 2 (PA28 beta)
Exons: 11
Coding region: 67-786 (239 amino acids)
Biological process (GO): regulation of proteasomal protein catabolic process; regulation of G1/S transition of mitotic cell cycle; positive regulation of endopeptidase activity
Cellular component (GO): proteasome activator complex; cytoplasm; nucleoplasm
Molecular function (GO): endopeptidase activator activity
Source: RefSeq, a predicted model, not a curated record
GGGCUGGACUUGGGGAGUGAAAGCGAAAGCCCAGGCGGAGACCAAAGACCAUACUACUGUAGGAGCAUGGCUAAGCCUUGUGGGGUGCGCCUGAGCGGGGAGGCCCGUAAACAGGUGGAUGUCUUCAGGCAAAAUCUCUUCCAGGAGGCUGAGGAAUUCCUCUCCAGAUUCUUGCCACAGAAGAUCGUAUACCUGAACCAGCUUUUGAAAGAGGACUCCUUCAAUGUAGCUGACCUGACGUCCCUCCGGGCCCCGCUGGAUAUCCCUAUCCCAGACCCCCCACCCAAGGAUGAUGAGAUGGAAACAGAUAAGCAGGAGAAGAAAGAAGCCCCGAAAUGUGGCUUUCUCCCUGGAAAUGAGAAGGUGCUGGCCCUGCUUGCCCUAGUUAAACCCGAAGUCUGGACUCUAAAAGAGAAAUGCAUUCUGGUGAUCACAUGGAUCCAGCAUCUAAUCCCCAAGAUUGAGGAUGGAAAUGAUUUUGGGGUGGCAAUCCAGGAGAAAGUGCUGGAGAGAGUGAAUGCAGUCAAGACCAAAGUGGAAGCCUUCCAGACAACCAUUUCCAAGUACUUCUCAGAACGCGGUGACGCAGUGGCCAAGGCCUCCAAGGAGACCCAUGUGAUGGAUUACCGGGCCCUGGUGCAUGAGCGAGAUGAGGCGGCCUAUAGGGAUCUUAGGGCCAUGGUGCUGGACCUGAGGACCUUCUAUGCUGAACUUUAUCAUAUCAUCAGCAGCAACCUGGAGAAAAUUGUCAAUCCAAAGGGUGAAGAGAAGCCAUCUAUGUACUGAACCCAGGACUAGAAGGGAAUAAAUGACCUGUA